ACUUGACCCGAGCGCGUUCAUGACAACCGGAGUUCCUCCACCUCCAGCUGAGUUCGCCCACCGGCUUUAACGAACCAUCUGGCAGUUUACCCGUUUAAUUUCUUUGAUUAAGAGGUACCACAAGUGCGAAAUGAAACCGAGGAAGCUGCACCUCCUGCUGCUGUGGACGCUGUUCUGCUGCGGCGUGACCCAGGCGAUCGAGCCCAUCAGCACUACCAUAGCGGUCGGCGUGGCUGCCACUCUGACGGCGUUUUUAGCUAGCUACCAGAACAUUUUCUUCUACUUCCACGAGUGCUGUCGACCCGAGUGGAUCUCUUUCAACGGGACAGGUCUCAAGGCUGACCUGGACAGCAAGCUGUUCGGACAGCACCUUGCAUCACGCAUCAUCUUCAAAGCUGUGAAUGGAUUCGUGAGCAGCGACAACCCAAAGAAGCCCCUGGUGCUCUCUCUGCACGGAUCGACCGGCACAGGGAAGAACUUUGUUAGUAAGCUGAUUGCUGAAAACAUUUACAAGGAGGGAAUGGACAGCAACUUCGUUCAUGUUUUCACGGCCACACUUCACUUCCCACAUCCAAGUCAAUACCUUAAUAUGUACAAGUAUCAGUUGCAGCAGUGGAUCAAAGGAAAUGUCACCAACUGUGAACGCUCCAUGUUCAUCUUUGAUGAGAUGGACAAGAUGCAUCCCGGCUUGAUUGACAGCAUCAAGCCAUACCUGGACUACUAUGACAAGCUGGAUGGAAUUUCGUAUCGGAAAGCCAUCUUCAUCUUCCUCAGCAAUGCUGGGGGGGACAACAUCAUACAGACGACUUUAGAUUUCUGGAAAUCAGGACGAACCCGAGAAGAGAUCAAGCUCAAAGACCUGGAAACGUUGCUCUCUCUAUCAGUGUUCAACAACAACCAAAGUGGCUUUUUUCGUACAAGUUUGAUUGACAAGAACCUGGUGGACUUCUUCGUCCCGUUCCUGCCUCUGGAGUACGAACACGUCGUCCAGUGUGCCAUGGCCGAGAUGGAAGCUAGAGGACUUCCGCCAAACCGGCACGUGGCAAACAGGAUGGCCAAAGAUUUAGUUUAUUCCCCCAAAACUGAAAGAAUUUUCUCCGUCAAAGGCUGCAAGACAAUAGAGAGCAAGUUGAACUACUACAUAUAACGUCACGAUCGGAUGGACACGACGUUUGAUCACUACGUGCACUUUUGUUUUAAAAGAAAACUGCUCUCAGCCAAAUGGCUAAAGAGAUGAAGUCAAGCUGACUGAACUCUGAGGAGGUCUGCUUGAAGGUUUCACUCUCUGACCUUGGGGCCAUGAAAAGGAUAUCAGCAGGCCUUCUCCAAUGCUGCAUCUCGCUUACACUGAAUGAAGGUGGAGGGGCUGAUGAAAGUGCACAGCGCCAGUUGAAUGAAAAAAUAAUAAGAUUGGGAUCCUUUGUAACUGAUUGAGGGGAUUGAUCUCUUCUUUUUAUGUCACACAACAAUGAGAGUUUCAGAGAUAGGUUGUUUUCCUGAGAGAUGCUUAAUGACUAAAGGUGUCCUGAAGCUAUAGCAUUUCACUGUAUGCGUUUAUUUUUUAAUUUGUGGUCCACAUACGUGGAUUACUGGAAGACAACUGCCUUAAUUCUUACUUUCACGAUUUUUAUAAUAUCUUCAUUGUUACCUUACACGUGUCCACUGUACAUACGAGCUCAUUAACAGUCAGCGUUGUGGGUGAAGUGGGGUCGUCAGUGCUGCUGAUAGAAAAGCCUCACUGUUCAAAUACAUGAUGCAGAAAAGGAAACUGUUUACAUGUAACAUUAAAAAACAGCAUUGACAAGAUAUGUUUUCUAUACUGUGCAGCCACUUACUUUAAAUAUCUCAUUUGGUAAAUAUGAUACAGUACAGAUAGAUUCUGUAACGUAUGAGUAAUAUAUUAUCUUUGUGUCCAUGUUGAAAUAUUGAAAUAUCCAGAUGUUAAUUUGCCUUACAGGAUACUUAGAAUUUUUUACAUGUCUGGAGCUGUAGUAGGACACUGUGCAUGAACUCAGGACAACAUUCUUGCAACAUACAAAAAAAAAACAAAAUAAAAUACAUCAAGUUUUGGUAAAUACAGGAUUCCAAUUAUACUUUAUGUAAGAUUGGUU
Messenger RNA from Toxotes jaculatrix (banded archerfish), 2111 nucleotides. It is a transcript of the gene tor1, whose product is annotated as torsin family 1. Gene Ontology annotation, molecular function: kinesin binding; ATP hydrolysis activity; ATP binding. The transcript is spliced from 5 exons. The coding region runs from base 131 to 1147 and encodes 338 amino acids. Lineage: Eukaryota; Metazoa; Chordata; Actinopteri; Toxotidae. The record is from RefSeq and is a predicted model, not a curated record. Gene Ontology annotation, biological process: nuclear membrane organization; protein localization to nucleus. Gene Ontology annotation, cellular component: nuclear envelope; endoplasmic reticulum lumen; endoplasmic reticulum.